AUGUCUUCCCUCAACACUGAGGAUACCCCGCAAGAGCCCUCGCCCUCGCCCUCAAGCUCCACAAAGAAAAAGAAGAAAAGAAAGUGGCCACAGCAAGAGGCUAGCCUCCACGCCUUCACCAGGGCUGGCCACAGGGCCCUGCUGGCUGGCCGGAACCACGAGGCCUUGACCAGCUUCCAGAGGGCCUUCCUCCUGGCUUCCAAGUCACCACAAACCAGGCACACCCCUGUUCUUCGGGCCUGUGCUUUCAACCUGGGGGCUGCCUACGUGGAGACUGGGGACCCAGCCAGAGGCCUUGAGCUGCUCCUACGAGCCCAACCUCAAGAGACGGCCCAGGGCGGGUGUCAUGGCGACCAGUGUUUCAAUGUGGCUUUGGCCUACCAUGCCCUGGGCGACCUGCCUCAAGCUUUGGCCUGGUACCACAAAGCCCUAGGCCACUACCAGCCACCAGGUGACCAGGGGCAAGCCCAGGCGAAAAUGGGAGCCUGCUACCAGGCUCUGGGACAGCCUGAGCUAGCAGCCCACUGCCUGCAGGAAGCGAGCCAGGCCUACGCCCAAGCAGGGCAGCCCCGGGCUGCAGCCCUGGCACUGGGGGCUGCAGCGGGGUGUAUGCUGAAGAGUGGGCUGCAUGGAGCGGGUGAAGUGGUGCAGGUGCUGGAGGAGAGCCGGAGGCUUGCUGAGAGGAGCACUGAGCAGGGACUGCUGGGGCAACUCUAUAAUGACCUAGGCCUGGGCUACUCCCAGCUCCAGCUGUUCCCGCUAGCAGCAGAGGCCUUCCGCCAAGCCCUGCCUCUGUGCCGGGGGCCAGGAGAGGAGGCCACGGUGCUAAGAAACCUUGGGAUGGCCCACAACGCCCUCGGCAACUAUCGGGAAGCCUGGGAGUUUCACCAGAAGGCUGCCGACCUGCACGGCUCUGUGGGGCAGCGGUGGGAGCAGGGCCGGAGCUUUGGCAGCCUGGCAUUUGCACUGAGCCAGCUGGGGGACCACAACGCCGCCAGAGACAACUACCUACACGCUCUGCAGGCUGCCCGGGACACUGGGGACGUGAAGGGGCAGUGGCAGGCCUGUGAGGGUCUGGGGGCUGCUGCAGCCAGACUGGGGCAGCAUGACCAGGCUUUGAAGUAUUAUAAGGAAGCGCUGGCCCGAUGUCAGAAGGAGCCAGAUUCUGUGCGAGAGCGGCUGGUGGCCAAGCUGACAGACGCCAUAAGGACACACGUGGCCCGGGGUGGGCCGCUCCCGACUCACACACUGACCUCAGCUCCAGGGGGGCCCCAGGCUCCAGGUGGGGCCUGCCCAGCGGUGAGGACCCCAGCCAGGGUGGGAAAAAGCACAGCAGGAGUGCAGCACGGAUCUUCGGGUGGGUGGGAAGACGAGUUAGAGGAGGGCCACGAGGAGAAAGAGGAAGAGUCGGCGAAUGUUCCCACGACGUCUUGGCCACCAAGACUGGAGCUGUGUUUUCUCCCAGGCACCAGUGACACUGGUGAAUCAUCCCCAAGCAGCCGGCCCAGGUUUGCCAAGCACCUGCCCUGUACAGUUGUCCCCUCUGUGUACAGUCCAAGACCCAGGGCCCAUCUUUCAUUUGGAGGCCAAGGCACUGUCAGAAUGGAGAACCCUGGACUUCUGGUGCCCAACAGCCCCCAAACCAAUAGGUCAUCCAAACAGCCCAGGGAAACCCCCAGCAGGAACCCUCAGAGGAGAUCCACUGAGUCUGGCUUCUGCAUGGUCAUGUGA
Hippopotamus amphibius kiboko is the source of this 1731-nucleotide messenger RNA. It is a transcript of the gene TTC24, whose product is annotated as tetratricopeptide repeat domain 24. Gene Ontology annotation, molecular function: protein binding. The record is from RefSeq and is a predicted model, not a curated record. NCBI's taxonomy places the organism in Eukaryota, Metazoa, Chordata, Mammalia, Artiodactyla, Hippopotamidae.